GAACCUCAUAGCUUUACCAAAAAGUUGCGUAUUUGAACGUAGAUUAAUCUUCAGCUCGCAUAUUUUGCCUGAUGUUUCUCUAAAGUUUGAAAAACUUGCCGUUCGCUUAAAUUACUGAGUACAACAGCCGUUUCCUGAGGACAUGCUCUUUGUAAUCUACUGCUUCGUUCUCACCGUUUUGGUUUCCCUAAUACCAGAAGGACAAGGUAACUGUCGCAAUUUGAAGUUUACCAGUUUACCUAAACCUGGCUACAGGGUGGAGAAUCACACAGUUCGAACUAUUGAAGUAUUCGACGAGGAUCUCUGCAUGGCGCAAUGCUACCUCGAACCUAACUGCGUCAGUUACAAUUUCCAUAUGAUAAUACAACUGUCUGGAACACACAAUUGUGAUCUGAAUAACGCUACUAUUGAACACGCUGAAGAUCUGGGGAUUAACGAAAAUUAUAUUUACCGCGGAGCUGAGAAUGCUUGUGCCAGAAAUCCUUGCAAAAAUGAUGCAACAUGCCAAGCUGGCUUUACACACAGAGAUUAUCAGUGUUUAUGUGUUCUUGGAUAUGGAUUUGAAGGCCAUGAUUGUGAUGAAGAUUUGGAAGAAUGUACUGUUGGAACUCACGACUGUGACAAGAAUGCUGAGUGUAACAAUACCUUGGGAUCUUACAAGUGUACUUGUAAAGAUGGAUUUAAAGGAAAUGGAACCAACUGCACAGAUUUAGACGAAUGUAUUGGUGGAACACAAGACUGUGACGAGAAUGCUGAGUGUUACAAUACCUUGGGAUCUUACAAGUGUACUUGCAAAGAUGCAUUUCAAGGAAAUGGAACCAACUGCACAGAUGUAGACGAAUGCGUCACUAAAAAACACAGCUGCAAAGGCAAUGCGACAUGCAGUAACACUAUUGGAUCGUACACCUGCAAGUGUAAGGAAGGAUACCAAGAAAAUGAGAAAAAAUGUACUGACAUAGAUGAGUGUUCUAACGAAACAAACAGCUGUGCUGAGAAUGCUGUGUGUAACAAUACCUUGGGAUCUUACAGUUGCACGUGUAAAGAUGGAUUUCAUGGCAAUGGAACUAACUGCACAGGAUUUACAGCUGUGUUUACAAAUCUCGGUGAAAGCGGAAGAAGUGGUCCAGUCUCAAUUCGUAGCUACUACAGAGGUGAGGAUCACGACGGACUAGUUACAGUGUCCAGAGGUAUUCAACAAUGGACUGUGCCAUACACCGGUGAAUACAGAAUAGAUGCAAUAGGAGCCUCAGGGGGGUACGGUAAGAAUAGUAUCAUAAAAAACGGAGGAAGAGGGGCACGGAUGAUUGGAAACUUUUAUUUGUCCAAAGAUGAGAUCAUACGCGUCCUUGUUGGUCAAGAAGGGAGAAGUGGCGAUAAGAACGACAAAACUGCCGGAGGUGGAGGAGGUACUUUUGUAGUGAGAGAAAACGACACGCCUUUGAUCAUAGCUGGAGGUGGAGGGGGAGCUAAAGAAAUGUCAGAACAACAUCUGGGAUGCGAUGCGUCUAUAAAUACAACAGGGAAUGCAGGGAACAACUUGCCAUUGGGGUCGGGUGGAAGAGACGGACAUGGAGGACAAGAAAAUGGUGGUAAUUCUGGUGGUGGUGGCGGCGGCCUGUACAGUAAUGGACAAAAUGCAGGGUCCUCUAGUGGUAAAAGUGGGAAAGGAUAUCUUAAGGGAGGAAAGGGUGGAAAGCAUAGGGGUGGGUUCGGAGGUGGCGGUGGUUUUCGUGAAAGAAACAGAGGAGCCGGUGGCGGAGGAGGUUACUCUGGGGGAAAAGGCGGGGCUGAUCAGGAUAUUUCCUGUGGGGGAGGGGGAGGAUCUUUUAACAAUGGAACAAAUCAACAAAAUGAAUGUUGCCAUAAUAGCGCUGGUCCUGGCUGGGUAACCAUCACAUUUCUCCAAUGA
Messenger RNA from Stylophora pistillata, 1909 nucleotides. RefSeq lists its product as uncharacterized. Lineage: Eukaryota; Metazoa; Cnidaria; Anthozoa; Scleractinia; Pocilloporidae. Gene Ontology annotation, molecular function: heparin binding; calcium ion binding. The record is from RefSeq and is a predicted model, not a curated record.